Schistocerca americana (American grasshopper) is the source of this 912-nucleotide messenger RNA. RefSeq names its product L-lactate dehydrogenase B chain-like. The record is from RefSeq and is a predicted model, not a curated record. Bases 1 to 912 code for a protein of 303 amino acids. Gene Ontology annotation, cellular component: cytoplasm. The transcript has 6 exons. Gene Ontology annotation, biological process: carboxylic acid metabolic process. NCBI's taxonomy places the organism in Eukaryota, Metazoa, Arthropoda, Insecta, Orthoptera, Acrididae. Gene Ontology annotation, molecular function: L-lactate dehydrogenase (NAD+) activity.
AUGGCUCAUGGGACGAGGCGCUCUCGUUUUGGUCCGCGGGAUAAAUUAUACGGGGGAGCUGUAGCCGGCGCGCCGGAGAUACCAAUCGGGCUCUCAGGAGCUCAUUUCUCCGGAUCGUUGCCGUCCCCGGAGCUCAACGCGGUCGUUGCAGAGUACGACGUGACGGCCGGCUCCAAGGUGUGCGUGGUGACGGCUGGCGCGCGACAGCAGGAGGGAGAGUCCCGACUCGACCUGGUGCAGCGCAACGCCAACAUCUUCAAGAGCAUCAUUCCCAACCUCGUCAAGCACAGCCCCGAUUGUAUCCUGCUCAUCGUCUCCAAUCCAGUUGACAUCCUGACGUACGUGGCGUGGAAGCUGAGCGGGCUGCCGAAGAACCGCGUGUUCGGCUCGGGCACCAACCUGGACUCGGCCCGCUUCAGGGUCUUUAUCGCAGAGCGGCUGGGCGUCUCUCCAUGCAGCGUCCACGGCUGGAUCAUCGGCGAACACGGCGACUCCAGUGUGCCCGUGUGGUCUGGGGUGAACGUGGCGGGCGUGCGGCUGCGGGACCUGAAUCCCUGCAUCGGCACCGACAAGGACCCCGAGAACUGGAAGGAGCUGCACAGCCAAGUCGUCGACAGCGCGUACGAGAUCAUUAGGCUCAAGGGCUACACGUCUUGGGGCAUCGGAUGCAGUGUUGCGGACAUCGUCGCCACUAUCCUCAGCAACGCUAUGAAAGUCUUGCCUCUUUCUACCUAUGUUAAGGGUUGCCAGCACGGGCGAGACCGCGAAGUGUUUCUGUCGCUGCCGUGCGUGGUGGGCGAGACAGGCAUCACGCACAUCGUCAAGCAGCCGCUUACGGAGACGGAGAAGAAGCAGUUGCACGAUUCCGCCACCAUCAUGCACGAAGUGCAGGAGGGGCUCGACCUCUCCUGA